Messenger RNA from Guillardia theta CCMP2712, 1560 nucleotides. RefSeq lists its product as hypothetical. The coding region runs from base 1 to 1560 and encodes 519 amino acids. The record is from RefSeq and is a predicted model, not a curated record. NCBI's taxonomy places the organism in Eukaryota, Cryptophyceae, Pyrenomonadales, Geminigeraceae. The transcript is spliced from 8 exons.
AUGACGGCAUCAGCACCUGAUCAGCAGGGAAGCUUUAACACGAGCGGGAAGGACAAGGAGCAAGCGUGGAUUCAUGGCGACCGCGCAGGAGGAGAAGGCCAUAGCACGGAGCAUGAUCUUUCUGUCACCCAGGACUCGCUAGAGAUCUCGCUAGAGGAGGAUGCUAAAGGGCAAGAUCGAAGAGGUGGGAGGCACCAUCCUGGUGCGUCCAACCCGCGACGUCGGCAUGCUGCUGUCCUGAAGGGCAAGAGGAGGCCACCAAAGAAUGUCACGAGCAAGCCGGAGUGGAACAACAAUACGUAUGUUCACAGCUCACAGCGGCCGAACAGGCAUGCCUCCCUUCUGCGAGACGAGACGAACACGAUGGCAGAAUGGAAGAGUAGGAAGCAAGCUCCCGAGCAAGAGAAGCAGGGGAUGGUGAGGCCAGGCAGUGGGAAACCCAACACGUCGAGGAUGUCGGAAACUAACAAGAAGAUUCUGAACGAGAUCAUCAGUCUGUACAACAAGAAGCCUCCCAAGUCAGGCAGCAAGGAUGCGGUCAACAGGCAGAAGUCGGUGGAGCGGGAGGAGAGCACGAAAUCUCCGAGGGGGGUUGUGUUCACGAGGAAAAGAUCGACACUGCAGGGAAAGAAGGAAGAGAGUCAGGUCGUCCUCUCCCCAUCUGAGUUCCGAUGCCCCAACCAUGGCCACUCUGUGUUGAGCCAUCGCAACGCCGACGAGUUCGACGAUGAUACCGCAGCGAACAGGAAGGCGCUGACGCCUUACGGCAAGACUCUCCCCGUCUCUCCAGCAAGACGCCAGUGGUCGGAUGAGUUGGGAUGCUACGUGUGCCAGUCCCAGGCCCCAACGAGGAGGAGCAGACAAGGGCUGGAAGGAGGGAGCGUGGGGAGAAGUUCGUUCAACCCAGACGGGAGUGAGCAGCAGCAGCAGCAGCAGCCGACGGGGUUUGACUACCAGGAGUUUGUGAAGCGGGUGACAAAGGAGUCGGAGGAGAAGCUCGAGUGGAUGGCGCAGACGUUUGCCAAGGAGACGACGGAGACUAAGGAUGUAGCCAACGCUGCCCUGCUGCAGGUGGAGGCGAUGAUCCAAGUGUGGGAGAAGGAAAUGUUGAGGAUCAGAGACAGAGAGAAAGAUCUGCAUGACAAGAUCGAGGAGUACAAGAACCUGGCUGAUCACAGACCGAGCCAUGGAAAGAGACUGUCGAGCCACCAGAAGACUGAGAUCGUUCACAAGAUCGACAGCCUGUCUGCCAUGAUCCUUGACAGCAUCCUCGACGAGACUGUCUUUAUCCUCCAGGCGCAGGAGGAGGAGGAGAACUUAGGGAGGGCGAUGGAAUACGCAAAGUUGCAAGAACAAGACCUUGUGAGGCUCAUGGAAAGCAUGAGAAUGUCUGAACAAGACAUCGUCUCACGAACUUCCAUGAUGAGCUUCGACAAGUCGAGAGAGGACAGGAGCUACGAGCAGUCUGUGAAAUUCGUGGAGGAGGAGGAGGAGGAUGCGACGGCCAGCUCUUCCUUCGUCGACAAGAGCUUUGUUUUGAGGAUGCAUUCGAACCGGUGA